Psammomys obesus (fat sand rat) is the source of this 1032-nucleotide messenger RNA. RefSeq names its product GON7 subunit of KEOPS complex (gene Gon7). Gene Ontology annotation, cellular component: EKC/KEOPS complex. The record is from RefSeq and is a predicted model, not a curated record. Bases 153 to 452 code for a protein of 99 amino acids. Lineage: Eukaryota; Metazoa; Chordata; Mammalia; Rodentia; Muridae. The transcript is spliced from 2 exons.
CCCGGAGAAGGAGACGGCCGAAAAUGGGCGGGGCGGUUCCCGGGGAUCGGAAGUCAUUCCUUUUGCUCUCUCCCGCCCGCCCCGGCCGCGGGCUGGCUUCCGCUUCCGGGUGGCGAUUGUCUGUGGCGCGCUGUUGAAGCUGAGCGGUCUCCAUGGAGCUUUCCGGGGAGUACGUCGGUGGCGACGGGGAGCCGCGGCGGCUGCAGGUGUCCUGUGAGGCGUCGGGCGACGCGGACCCUCUCCGGAGCCUGUCGGCGGGCGUGGCCCGGAUGAAGGAGCUGGUAGCCGAGCUCUUCGGGUCCCUAGCGGAGGGAGACGCGCAGGGCGUGCCGGCAGAUCCCGACGACGCUUCGGACGGUGAUGAUGAAGAUGAUGCAGAAGAUGAAAAUAACAUUGGUAACAGAACUAACUCAGAUGGACCAUCUGCAAAGCGACCAAAACCAACAUCUUAGCAAUAGUUUUUAUGAAAUUAAGACUGCUACUAAGUUGAGUAAGAUGUUGUAAUCCCAGCUACUUUGGAGGAUGAGGCAGGAGGAUCGAAAGUUGGAAGCUAGCUUGUGCUACAUCAAGACCUUGCUCAAAAAAAAAAGGCCGCGGGAUAUUGCUGUUUUAUCAUGUGCUAGCACUUGUGGAAGACCUGUGCUCCAGUUGGGGAACUCUAGUUUCUUUCACUGGAACUUGUUACAGAGAAAACUUCCUUGUUUCUAACAGACAAAAGUACAAGAAAUGUUUGGAAAUGAAGUCCUGUUUUCUUAUCCUAAAUUAAAAUGGAACCAUUCAGAGUGGAUAAAAUCUAAAUUGACAAAUGAAAUUUUUUUUCACAAAUGCAUUUUUAAUGUUUUUCUUUUUAAAAAUGACCAUUGAAUCAAAUGGUGUUUGUCUCCAUCUUUUAGUGUUUAUAAAAAGUGUUUAUCGUGGUUCUUAGGCAAUAUUUGAAAGAAUUGGUAAGAACAAUAUGGUUUUGUAUAUGUAUACAUCUGUACAAGUAUAGAUAUGAGACCCGAGUCAAUAAAACAUGUUGCUUAAAACUUA